Messenger RNA from Nelumbo nucifera (sacred lotus), 2519 nucleotides. The record is from RefSeq and is a predicted model, not a curated record. NCBI's taxonomy places the organism in Eukaryota, Viridiplantae, Streptophyta, Magnoliopsida, Proteales, Nelumbonaceae.
AUGGAUGAUGGCGAGAAGAAUGACUUGAAAAUUGAGAGGCUACAUCUGAUCGAUGUUUCUUCUAUGGACGAUUGCCUGAUUGCGUCACCUUCUGGCAGUUUACAGGACUUGCAGUUCCAGUCUUCUGGAUUUUCACAAAGUUCAAAGAAGCAUGGCAAUUUUCAGUUGUCGGAAGCUCGUCAUGCUCGGGAAAAUGAUUUGGUAUAUUUGCCUCAAGAAAUGGGGCAGGAAUCUCAGUUGUCCGAAUCCUCUGAACGAGACAGAACAAGAAAAGUUGGUAAUUAUAAUUUGCGCAAAAGUUUAGCCUGGGAUAACGCCUUCUUCACAAGUGCAGGUGUUCUUGAUCCCGAUGAAUUGUCAUUGAUAAAUAGUGGGUUCAAUGAGGCUAAAACACAUUUAUUACCUGCUAUUCAAGAAGAUGUACAGCAACCCACUGAGUCAAUCUCCACAUUAGACAGUGACAUCUUGACAUUGGAAAGCCUUGAGGUUAAUUUGUUUGGAGAUAUAAGGGCUUCCAUCCAAAAAUUCAAAGGAGCAUCUAAUGGAAAAUAUCCUACUAGCAAGGGGCGAGGACAACCAGAAUCUCAGAUGAAGCAGAUAAGCAAUUCUAGGAAGCAAACUAUUAGUUUACAAGGUUCAGGAAAAAUAAAGGAGGUUUCUGUUCAUCCACGAGCUGUACAGGCUGCUGCUACAAGUGGAGAGCCAGAUACGUCAUCCCUUAGGCCACCUAAGACAGUAGGAAAGGUCAACCGCAUCUCAGCUGCACCAACAAAAAGAACUUCUCUGGGUACCAACCAUGCGAAAGUGGAAAAUUGUACUGCUAAAGCUGGAUCAGGAAGGGGAGUAUCUACCUUGCUGUCCAAGAGACCUGGUAUUGCUGAUUCAUCUAGUGGUAUUUCUAGGUCAUCCCCCAAAUCUUCUUCGGGUUCUCCCCUUGUCAUCAAAGUGGAAUCAACAGCUUUUUAUUCCUCUAACAACAAAUCUGUUACUACUUCAUCUGGUUCUUCUGGUAAAUCUCUCUUGAACUCUCGGAGGACCAAAAUUGAUUGUAGAAAUAUCAGUCCACCUUCUUCCGGUUCAACCCCCAAAACUCCUCUGAGAAUUUCGUCGAGAAAUAAAAUCGCAGCCGGAAGUUCACAUCUCUCAACUUAUCUGAUGUCAAUGUCCAAGCCCUCUUCAAGCAUUUUGCCUGCUAGCUCUAUGGAUGGAUGGUCGUCGGAAUCAUCUUCAUCAACUUCAGCCAUCAACCAAAGGUCUUAUAGUUCAAAGGCCAGCAUUGAUGUCAGUUCUCCUCAAAGAGAUGUCUCUCUCGACAGUGGUUCCCCUAGGUCAUUGGAUAUGCAGACGCAUCCGCAUGAUCAACUUAUACCACCAAGUCAACGUUCCGACAAAAUUUGCUUGGGAACUGGAAUACCUUCUUACUCAAUCUCUAACAAGGUUUCUGGAAGUGUAAAACCAUCGGGUCUUCGAAUGCCAUCACCAAAGAUAGGUUUUUUUGAUACGGAUAAACCCAUGGGGCGCACUUCCAGUGGAGGUCCGCAACAUCAUUCUACUGUUCGAAGUGGUUUGAGUAGGCAUGAAUCCGGAAUUGGUAACUACAAUGUAGGUGCCAUGAAAACAAAGCAAGGGAUUGCAAUAGAAGAUCAUGCUUGCUUAUUUUCAGAAGUUCGUGGGUCUUCUAGGAAUGAUACAAAGAACCACUCGAAGACUUGGGAAGUAGGGGGAGAGGUGCCUGAUAGAAUUCCACAAAAUAUCGUUUCUGGUUUAAUUCCAGAGAGUGGCAUCCAAGUUGAAUUGAAGAAUACAUUGGGUGCAGAAAACAUGCGGCAAUUCCACGUGAUGAAUCUUGAGAUCAGUCCCAAAAGAUUUCGUGGACUUCAUGUUUCUAAAGAAAAGGAGAAUUUAUUUCAUUUUGAAGUAGAUAAUUUGGCCAAGCAUUUGGUAGACAUGGAUCUUAAUAACUCGGUGAAAGAGCUUUAUGGUGAAGAGAAGUUAUGUUUUAUAGGUUGAUGGUAAUGAGUAAUGACCCAGGAUAAUUCUGGGUUUCCAAAUUCGUACUCAAAGGAACAGCUUGAUGCCUCCAGGAGGGGAACCAGUUUUCUUAGAUAAUCGUUCAAGGCUAGUCUGCGGUCUCCCUCCACGGCUCCACCUACUUUGGAGGUUAUGCCUGUGAGGACUAGAGGACUCGACAUAAGAGUAAGUGAUAGAGAAGGCACUCACAUUUUUCCUAGAACGCAUAAAGCAAGAAAACAGCCGAGUUGUGGCGUUUCAUCGUUCAUCGGUGUUGGAGCGCUUUGAUAAAAUUCCCAUAUCUUGCCACAUGAAUGAAGCAACCGUACGUAGUCUUGUUUUCGAAUUGGUUGAUACUUGAGACUUGGAAGUACUACAACCCUUUUCUAGUUUUCUGGCUUUGUAAAACUCUUUUGUGUGGUAUCAUUUAUGCCAUGGUUUAUAUUGAGGUUGGCAAGUGGUAUUUCCCAAAGCCAACUCCAACCCCAAUCCAUGCCUUGCACCAUAAC